AUGACUAAAGUGGGACCCGAACUUACUUUAGAUGCUAGUCAGCUGUCAGAAGCAACAAGACCAAACGCAACCGAUUUAUUGCCUCAACCAACAGCACCACCACCACCACGCCCAUUGCCCAAACCUUUGACUGAUUUUAAGACAAAUGUAAAAUGGAAAAAGGUGCCUGCUACUUGGCAUCAUGAAAGAGUACUUCAUAGCGAAACGUUGGGUCGAUUGUUCGAGAGCACAACACGUGGUGGCCAACCAGUAGGUGAUAUAUGGGAUUAUGAAGUUCCAAUCCCAGCAUCUGACAAUGCAAAAUCUGAUAGAUCAUUGUCUCAUUGUAACUAUUUAAGCAGAUGCGAUAAUUGUCGAGGAAAAGGUUUAGUAACCUGUAAUGCUUCUGGCUGCAAUGGAAGUGGAUGGGUUACAUGUUCAUCAUGCAGCGGACGUGGUCGAACAGAGACAUCAACACAAAUUAUCAUAUGUGGGUGUUACAAUGGUAAAGUGCGUUGUUCUUCAUGUAAAGGUGGUGGGAAAAUCCAUUGUUCCGACUGUAAAGGUGGCGGUGGUUUCUAUCAUUCGGCUACUUUACGAAUUAAGUGGCAAUAUCAAGAGAAACUUCUUCAACCAAACACAAGAUCGAAUAACAAAAUGCGUCGAUUAAUGUGCACAGUAGAAAGAUUAAAUUUUGAAGAAGUUCAAUACACUCUCGACAGCAAAUAUAUGAAUAAACGAGAUUCUACAUUAGGUAACAACUUUCGGUUUUGUCAGUACCCUGUACAUGGAAAAGGUUUAGUGAUUUAUGAAAAUGAUUAUCCACUCAACUGUUGUGGAUGCUUUGGAGAGCGAUUUGCAUGUUACUCUCGUUGUUGUACGAUUCUAUGA
Molecule: messenger RNA, 870 nt
Organism: Rotaria sordida
Lineage: Eukaryota; Metazoa; Rotifera; Eurotatoria; Philodinida; Philodinidae
Source: the annotation of a GenBank genome assembly